This is a messenger RNA of Agelaius phoeniceus (red-winged blackbird), 3373 nucleotides long. RefSeq names its product protein phosphatase 1 regulatory subunit 9B (gene PPP1R9B). Gene Ontology annotation, molecular function: actin filament binding. Gene Ontology annotation, biological process: neuron projection development; calcium-mediated signaling; actin filament organization. Lineage: Eukaryota; Metazoa; Chordata; Aves; Passeriformes; Icteridae. The record is from RefSeq and is a predicted model, not a curated record. Gene Ontology annotation, cellular component: actin cytoskeleton; postsynaptic density; dendrite.
ACAGCCCCCCGCCCAUGGCGCGGUAGCGGGCGCGGGGCCCGGGGGCAGCGGCGGCGGUGGCGGCGAGCGAUGCGGGCGCCGGGACCAUGCUGAGGACCGAGGCCGGCGGGGCCGGGGGGGCCCCCUCGGCCGGGGGCGCGGCGGGGGCCGGGGGGCUGCGCAGCGCGUCCCCGCACCGGAACGCCUACGAGGCCAGCAUCCAGGCCCUGGCGCCCACAAAGGAGGCCGACGGCGAGGACGGCAAGAAGAGCCGCGGGAAGAAGUAUGGCUCCAACGUGCAUCGGAUCAAGAACAUGUUCCUGCAGAUGGGGACGGCGCCCGGCCCCGAGGGCGCCUGCGACCUGGCCAAGGCCAAGGAGAAGCCGGUGCGCCUGUCCCUGCCCCGCGCCGGCAGCCUGGGCGAUGGUGUGGACCAGGGCAGCCUCCUCAAGCUGGGCACCAGCGUCUCGGAGCGCGUCAGCCGCUUCGACUCCAAGCCCGACAAACCCUUCUCCAAGCUGCAGGAGACCCGCAAGAUCUUCGAGAGGAGCCCGCAGGAGAAGGCCACCAGCACCAAGCUGCUGCUGCGCAAGGAGCGCGCCGGCUUCCAGGACCGCAAGCUGGACGUGGUGGUGAGGUUCAACGGCAGCACCGAGUCCUUGGACAAGCUGGACGCCGACGCCGUGUCGCCCACCGUGAGCCAGCUCAGCGCCGUCUUCGAGAAGGCCGACCUGAGGAACAACCUGCACAAGGCGCAGGGCCGGGCGGCCGCGCCGCUGGGCGCCAAGGCGGUGGCCAAGAGGCCCAGGGUGUUCACGCCUGGCACGCGCGGCGAUGGCACCGGCGACGGGCACAGCACCCCGGCCCGCGCCCGGCCGCCCGAGGAGGAGAAGGCAGCGGCGAAGAGCGGGCGGCCGGCGGAGAAGGAGGCGGCCGCGCCAAGGGUGCAGGAGGUGUGCAAGAUCAAGCCCGUGGAGGUGGAGGAGAGCGGAGAGGGCGAGGAGGAGGAGGAGGAGGCGGUGGCGGGUGAAGCGGUGCCCGCGCCCCAGCCGGCCAAAGGGGAUGAAGGCCCGGCGGCGCCCCGGGCGGACGGGGGCUCGGGGGCGGCCGCGGGCGACGAGGGCGUCAAGGGCGAGCGGGCGGAGGAGGGCGAUGGCUCCGAGGAGGCCAAGAAGGAGGACUUCUCCGAGGCCGACCUGGUGGACAUAAGUGCCUACAGCGGGCUCGGGGAGGACUCGGGGGGCAGCGGGCUGGAGGAGGAGGAGGAGGCCGAAGGGCUGUACGAGCCCGAGUCGGGCUGCGUGGAGAUCCCGGGGCUGUCCGAGGAAGAGGAGCCCGUGCCCAACCGCAAGAUCCAGUUCAGCACGGCCCCCAUCCAGGUGUUCAGCACUUACUCCAACGAGGAUUACGACCGCCGCAAUGAGGACGUGGAUCCCAUGGCGGCCUCGGCCGAGUACGAGCUGGAGAAGAGGGUGGAGAGGCUCGACCUGUUCCCCGUGGAGCUGGAGAAAGACUCAGAAGGGCUCGGCAUCAGCAUCAUCGGGAUGGGCGCGGGGGCCGACAUGGGCCUGGAGAAGUUGGGAAUCUUCGUCAAGACGGUGACAGAAGGGGGGGCAGCGCACCGGGACGGCAGGAUCCAGGUGAACGACCUGAUCGUGGAGGUGGACGGCACCAGCCUGGUGGGGGUCACGCAGAGCUUCGCCGCCUCCGUGCUCAGGAACACCAAGGGCCGAGUCAGGUUCCUGAUCGGGCGGGAGAAGCCAGGGGAGCAGAGCGAGGUGGCGCAGCUGAUCCAGCAGACGCUGGAGCAGGAGCGGUGGCAGCGCGAGAUGAUGGAGCAGCGCUACACCCAGUACACUGAGGAUGACGAGGAGACUGGGGAGUACGCCACGGACGAGGAGGAGGAGAUGAGCCCCAUGUUCCCCAGCGGGGAGAUGGCCAUCGAGGUGUUCGAGCUGGCUGAGAACGAGGACGCGCUGUCCCCCGUGGAGAUGGACCCCGAGAAGCUGGUGCACAAGUUCAAGGAGCUCCAGAUCAAACACGCCGUGACUGAGGCUGAGAUCCAGCAGCUCAAGAGGAAGCUGCAGUGCCUGGAGCAGGAGAAGGCGCGCUGGAGGGCCGAGAAGGCCCAGCUGGAGCAGAGCGUGGAGGAGAACAAGGAGCGCAUGGAGAAGCUGGAGGGCUACUGGAUGGAGGCACAGAACCUGUGCCAGGCCGUGGACGAGCACCUCAAGGAGACCCAGGCCCAGUACCAGACCCUGGAGCGCAAGUACAGCAAGGCCAAGCGGCUCAUCAAGGAGUACCAGCAGAAGGAGAUCGAGUUCCUGAAGAAGGAGACGGCGCAGCGGCGGGUGCUGGAGGAGUCGGAGCUGGCGCACAAGGAGGAGAUGGAGAAGCUGCAGGAGAAGAUCUCCGAACUGGAGGCCAAGCUGCAGACUUUGAAAAAUUCCAACCCGACCUAAACCACCCUCAAAAACCGCAGCGAUCCUGGGGGGGGGCGGCCCCCUCACCCCCCCGCCCCACCCCGGCCCUGCCCCCUCCCCUUCCCAGCCCUUCCCCGGGGGGAGAAGGGGGGGGUGAGACCCCGCCAAGGCCUCCUGGUGCCCCCCACCCCCCUCAGGGGGCACAGACGGGGAGGGGUCGGGGGGGACGCCCCGCGUUCGUGUCUGUGUCCAGUGUGAGUCUCGUGGUGACGUGAUGGACCCGCGGGGGGGGGCGCGGCCCCCCCCAGGCCUCCCCCUCCCCUCGACGUGACCCUCCCCCCCGCCCCCCCGGACACAGCUGGCACCACCCCAGAUGUGAGCCAUGCUGGGGGGGACGCUGGGAGCCCCCCCAGACCCAGCUCCUUCUCUUGGGACUCACCGGAGCACGGCCGGGGGGGGAGCCUUUACCCCCCCCCACCCACCCACGGACUCACCCCCAGCCCCACAUCGAGGUGACCCCGGGACCAUCGCCAUGGGGGGGGACCCCGAAUGUCCCCCCCCCGACCCCCUCAGUGCCACCAUCGCCGGGCAGGGGGGACCCCCGAGCCUUUGCCAAGCCCGCAGGGGAUGGGGGGGCACCAGCCCCACUGCCCCCCCCCCCCCCGGGAAGGGGGCGCUGCCUGGCACCCCCCUCUGGGGACACCCCGCUGCCCCCCGACCCCGGGGCUUUCGCCUUCCCCGGGGAGGGGGGGGUCCCCUCUGGGGUGGGGGCGAUGCUCCCACCCCCUCACCUGUAAAUAACCCCCCCCCCCCAAAUCACAGCAUUUCUCUGGGGCUGGGACACCCCCCAACCUCCGGCCGCCCCCAGCCGGGCCGGGGGGGGGUCCCGCCCUUUGAUUUUCAUUUCUAUUUCGCCCCCCGCCCCCCGCCCCCGAGUCUCCGACAGUAACUGGAUGUGGGGGCAACUGGGA